Aphidius gifuensis is the source of this 9060-nucleotide messenger RNA. It is a transcript of the gene Ca-alpha1D, whose product is annotated as muscle calcium channel subunit alpha-1. The record is from RefSeq and is a predicted model, not a curated record. Gene Ontology annotation, biological process: calcium ion import across plasma membrane. NCBI's taxonomy places the organism in Eukaryota, Metazoa, Arthropoda, Insecta, Hymenoptera, Braconidae. Gene Ontology annotation, cellular component: membrane; voltage-gated calcium channel complex. The transcript has 22 exons. Bases 1519 to 7989 code for a protein of 2156 amino acids. Gene Ontology annotation, molecular function: high voltage-gated calcium channel activity.
CAACCUGGCAGCCAGAAGCGACACAAGAGGGUGGGUCGACAACGUCGUCAAAGUGAUACCAGUGUUACUAUUACAACCAUUACAAAUUCAACAAAAAAAAUAACAAUAAUAUUUCUAUAAUAUUAUUUUAAUAAUAAUUACAAUAAUAAUCAAAGAGUUCAUUAAACUUUCACACGUUAAAUCUGUGAUUAAAUUAACUCUUUUUUUUUUUUUUUUCCAUAAAUAAUAAUUUAGUUGUGAAAGAAAAAACAGUUCAAUCGAAAAUUUUUUUUUUUUUUUCAUUAACAAUAAUUUCAACGUAAUAAUUUUAGAAAAAAAAAAAAUUUUUUUUUAUAUUGAUAAUUGUGUUUAUCAAUUAAUAUAAAAAGCAAGAAAAUUUCUAAUUUUUUUUUUUUUUCUUUUUUUUGGGUUUGUUAUAUUUUUGCUUUAUCAUUUUUAUUAUUAUUUUUUUUUUUAAUAUAAUUAUUGUGAGUGCGCGUGUAUGUAGGUGCGUGUGUGUAUUGAUAUAAAGAAAAGUGUUGGAAAAUUUUUCGUUCAGAAGGGGGAAAUAAAUACAUACGAAUAAAAAAAAAAAAAAAAAGCACAAGGGCCAACGAACUUGAAACACAUGCCACAAUUUGGCCCAAUUAUUAUUAUGAUAUUUUGAAAAAUGAAAUAAUAAUGAUAAAUUAUUGUAUUUUAUAAUUUUUAUAAAAUAAAUUUAACCAAUUGGUUAAUACUAUUUGAGACUGGGCUUUCGUUUCGGAGCAAAUGUCUAUUUAUAUGAGUCAAAGUGAAUCAACUCAUCCCCGGUUGUAAGUUUCUGUUGUAAAUAUAAUUAUGUGUACUAACUUGUUUUAAAUAAUAAAAUCCAUUUUAUAAAUAUAUAUUUAAAAUAAAUAAUCAAUUUUCAAUUGUUCAAGUUAAAUCAUUAUUGUAUUUUACAUUUUAUCUGAUUUAAUUUGUAUCAAGUGGGUUAUACAAAGAAUAAAAAACAAACAAUUGUAUUAAAAGUUUUUGACGUGACACGUGUGUGACAUACACGUACAGACAAUUUAUUGUUUAUUUAAAAAAAAAAAAAAUAGUAUUGUUAUAGUGUUUAUAAUGAAUAUAAAAUGCAGUUAGAAAAACAACUAUGAAGUUUCGAUUUGUUUUUUUUAUUGACACGUGAUAUACAGCCAUACCCUUGGCGUACAUUGAGACGACAAGGAUGCGACCUGGACACAAUCUAUUGGUGAUAACCUCGUCGUAGCAUGCCAACGUGGUGUGAUUACGAUAUAAGGCGCGUCGCACUGAUUCGGCGUCGUUUGCUACAGAAAGUUGGUGGAGUUGUUGAUACUGGAGGUGGUGGUUGCUGUAAUAAUAAUAAUAAAAUAAAAAGUAAUAUUAUUUGUACUAAUAGACAAACAAAAAAACGUAGAAAAAGAAGAAGAAAUUAUUGUUGUUAUUGUUGUAAAAAAUUAAUAUAAAAAAAUUAAUAUUAAAAAAGCAUCAAAUAUAUAUAACUAUUAAUAAAAAAAAUAAUAGUAUAAACGACAGAUGAGCACGGGUGAUGGCACAAAAUUGUCGGGUCCCGGCAUUGGAAACGGGGCCCGUGCUAGUUUUAAUAAUCCAACAGUUGGUGUUAAUAACAAUGUGGCACCACAAAAUAAUGACGGUCAAAGUGUUAUGGUUAAAACACCACAAGUACAAACGCAAACACAAGCACAAACAACAACAACAACAAAUGCAGCAGCUGCAGCAGCAGCAGCAGCAGCUAAAAGACCAGCAAGAAGAGCUAAACCACCACCAGAUAGACCAGUUAGAGCAUUAUUUUGUUUACCACUUAAAAAUCCAGUUAGAAAAUUAUGUAUUGAUGUUGUUGAAUGGAAACCAUUUGAAUGGCUUAUACUUAUGACAAUAUUUGCAAAUUGUGUUGCAUUGGCAGUAUAUACACCAUAUCCAUGUGGUGAUUCAAAUCAAACAAAUAUGAUAUUAGAAAAAAUUGAAUAUAUAUUUCUUGUUAUAUUUACUGUCGAAUGUGUUAUGAAAAUAAUAGCAUAUGGUUUUGUUGCACAUCAAGGUGCAUAUUUACGUAAUGGUUGGAAUAUGCUUGAUUUUACAAUUGUUGUUAUUGGUAUGAUUAGUACAAUAUUACAAUUAUUUAUGCAAGAAGGUUUUGAUGUUAAAGCAUUACGUGCAUUUAGAGUAUUACGUCCAUUACGUUUAGUAUCUGGUGUACCAAGUUUACAAGUUGUACUUAAUUCAAUUUUACGUGCCAUGGUGCCUCUAUUACAUAUUGCAUUAUUAGUAUUAUUUGUUAUAAUAAUAUAUGCAAUAAUUGGUCUUGAAUUAUUUUCUGGUAAAAUGCAUAAAACAUGUAGAAAUAAUAAAACUGGUGAAACAAUGGAAGAUCCACAUCCAUGUGGUGAUAGUGGUUUUCAAUGUAGUUCAAUUGGUCCAGAGUAUACAUGUAGUCGUCAAUAUUGGGAAGGACCAAAUUGGGGUAUAACUAAUUUUGAUAAUUUUGGAUUAGCAAUGUUAACGGUAUUUCAAUGUGUUACACUUGAAGGUUGGACAGAUGUAUUAUAUGAUAUUGAAGAUGCAAUGGGUAGUACAUGGCAAUGGAUAUAUUUUGUAUCAAUGGUUAUACUUGGUGCAUUUUUUGUUAUGAAUUUAAUUCUUGGUGUUUUAUCUGGUGAAUUUUCAAAAGAAAGAGAAAAAGCUAAAGCAAGAGGUGAUUUUCAUAAAUUACGUGAAAAACAACAAAUUGAAGAUGAUUUACGUGGUUAUUUAGAUUGGAUAACACAAGCUGAAGAUAUUGAACCAGAAGCUGAUAAUGGUAAACAACAAACACAAGAUGGUAAACAAAAACAACAAAAUGAAAUGGAAAGUACUGAUAGACUUGAAGGUGAUGAUGAUAAUAAUCAACAAGAAUCAGUAUGGAAAAGAAAACGUCGUGAUCUUGAUAGAAUUAAUAGAAGAAUGAGAAGAUCAUGUAGAAAAGCUGUUAAAUCACAAGGUUUUUAUUGGCUUAUUAUUGGUCUUGUAUUUUUAAAUACAAGUGUACUUGCUACUGAACAUUAUCGUCAACCAGAUUGGCUUGAUUUAUUUCAAGAAUAUACAAAUAUGUUUUUCAUUGCAUUAUUUACCAUGGAAAUGAUAUUAAAAAUGUAUAGUUUAGGAUUUCAAGGAUAUUUUGUAUCAUUAUUUAAUCGUUUUGAUUGUUUUGUUGUUGUUGGAUCAAUUACUGAAAUGGUUUUAACAAAUACUGAAUUAAUGCCACCAUUGGGUGUAUCUGUACUUCGUUGUGUUCGUUUACUACGAGUAUUUAAAGUAACAAAAUAUUGGCGAUCAUUAUCAAAUCUUGUGGCAUCACUUUUAAAUUCUAUACAAUCAAUUGCAUCUCUGCUUCUUCUUUUAUUUCUUUUUAUUGUUAUUUUUGCUCUUUUAGGAAUGCAGGUAUUUGGAGGAAAAUUUAAUUUUGAUGAUUUACAAGAUAAAACAAGAAGUAAUUUUGAUAGUUUUUGGCAAAGUUUAUUAACAGUAUUUCAAAUAUUAACUGGUGAAGAUUGGAAUGCAGUUAUGUAUGUUGGAAUACGUGCAUAUGGUGGUGUUGCAACUCAUGGAAUACUUGCUUGUAUUUAUUUUAUAAUAUUAUUUAUUUGUGGUAAUUAUAUAUUACUAAAUGUCUUUUUGGCUAUUGCUGUUGAUAAUUUGGCUGAUGCAGAAUCAUUAACUGCCAUUGAAAAAGAAGCUGAAGAACAAGAAGCUGAACAAAAUAGAUCACACAGUGGUACACCAGAAAAUGAUGAAGAGCUAAGUGGUGAAUGUGAUAGAGAUGAUAGAGAUGAAGGUGAUAUAACAAGUGGCGAAGAAGAAGAAGAAGAAGAAGAGGAAGAAGAAGAUCCAGGAACUGAUAUUGAACAGUACAGAAAUGAAAAUUUAAAUGAAGAAGGAUCUGGUAAAGAUGGAAUUAAAGAUGGUCAUAAAGUUAGAAUAAAUAUUGAACCAUAUGAGCAUGGUUAUGAUAAUUAUAAUGGUGAUGAUAAUGAUGAUGAAGAUUAUGAUGAUCCAUUAGAUGGUGAAGUAUCAGCAAGACCACGUAGAAUGUCAGAAUAUAAUACAGCAAAUGCUAAACAACCAAUACCAGAAGGAACAUCAUUGUUUCUAUUUUCACAAAAUAAUAGAUUUCGUGUAUUUUGUCAUUGGUUUUGUAAUCACAGUAAUUUUUCAAAUUUUAUUCUUGUAUGUAUCAUGGUAUCAUCUGGUAUGCUUGCUGCUGAGGAUCCACUUGAUGCACUAUCUGAAAGAAAUCAAGUUUUAAAUCGUUUCGAUUAUUUUUUUACUGCUGUAUUUACCAUUGAAAUAUCAUUGAAAGUUAUUGCAUAUGGUUUUGUACUUCAUAAUGGUGCAUUUUGUCGAUCAGCAUUUAGUUUAUUGGAUCUUGUUGUUGUUUGUGUUUCAUUAAUUUCCAUGGCUUGGAGGUCAAGUGCCAUAUCUUUCAUAAAAAUUCUUCGAGUUCUACGUGUGUUGAGGCCUCUACGUGCAAUCAAUCGAGCCAAGGGUCUCAAGUAUGUAGUGAAAUGUGUGAUUGUCGCCAUAAAAACAAUUGGCAAUAUUAUGUUGGUCACCUAUCUCCUACAGUUCAUGUUUGCUGUUAUCGGGGUACAGCUGUUUAAGGGAAAAUUUUUUGCGUGCAAUGAUGAAUCCAAGAUGACAGAAACAGAAUGCCAUGGUACAUAUUUGGUUUAUGAAGAAGGAAAUAUUAAUAGACCAGUUGUCAAAGAAAGAGUAUGGAAAAGAAAUAGAUUUCACUUUGAUGAUGUUGCCAAAGCUAUGCUCACUCUUUUUACUGUUUCGACUUUCGAAGGUUGGCCCAGCCUUUUGUAUACCUCAAUUGACUCAAACCAUGAAAAUUUCGGUCCAAUUUACAAUUUUCGUCCGAUAAUUGCAGCUUAUUACAUAAUUUAUAUAAUUAUUAUUGCAUUUUUCAUGGUAAAUAUAUUUGUGGGUUUCGUUAUUGUGACAUUUCAAAAUGAAGGUGAACAAGAAUACAAAAAUUGUGAGCUUGAUAAAAACCAGCGUAACUGCAUUGAAUUUGCACUGAAAGCAAAGCCUGUUCGACGGUACAUACCAAAACAUAGGAUUCAAUAUAAAGUUUGGUGGUUCGUCACUUCUCAACCAUUUGAGUAUACAAUAUUCACUCUCAUCAUCAUAAACACAAUAACACUGGCCAUGAAAUUUUAUAAUCAACCUGAUCCAUACACUCAUGCUCUUGAUGUACUUAAUAUGAUCUUCACUGCAGUAUUUGCACUUGAAUUUGUCUUCAAACUUGCUGCUUUUCGUUUUAAAAAUUAUUUUGGAGAUGCCUGGAAUGUCUUUGACUUUAUAAUAGUUUUGGGAAGUUUCAUCGAUAUUGUAUACUCAGAAGUUAACGCACGACUGCAUGUCAAGGCGGGAGGUUCACUUCCCAACGUUAAAAGUCCUGGUUCAAAUAUAAUAUCAAUAAAUUUUUUUCGACUAUUUCGUGUAAUGCGUCUUGUUAAAUUACUGAGUCGUGGUGAAGGAAUUAGAACAUUAUUAUGGACUUUUAUUAAGUCAUUUCAAGCAUUGCCAUAUGUUGCAUUACUUAUUGUCAUGCUGUUUUUUAUAUAUGCAGUUAUUGGAAUGCAAGUUUUUGGAAAAAUUGCACUUGAUAAUGAAACGGAUAUCAAUAGAAAUAAUAAUUUUCAAACGUUUCCUCAAGCUGUAUUGAUAUUAUUUAGAUCAGCAACAGGUGAAUCAUGGCAAAAUAUUAUGUUGGAUUGUUCAUAUCGUCCAAAUGAAGUCAAGUGUGAUCCAAAAUCAGAUGAACGAACAGCACCAAGUUGUGGAAAUGACAUUGCAUUUCCAUAUUUUAUAUCUUUCUAUGUUCUCUGUUCAUUUUUGAUUAUAAAUUUAUUUGUUGCUGUUAUAAUGGAUAAUUUUGAUUAUCUUACACGUGAUUGGUCAAUACUUGGACCUCAUCAUCUUGAUGAAUUUAUAAGAUUAUGGUCAGAAUAUGAUCCUGAUGCUAAAGGACGCAUUAAACAUUUAGAUGUUGUAACAUUAUUACGUAAAAUAUCACCACCACUUGGUUUUGGUAAACUUUGUCCACAUCGUGUUGCUUGUAAAAGACUUGUAUCAAUGAAUAUGCCAUUAAAUAGUGAUGGAACUGUAUUAUUUAAUGCAACAUUAUUUGCUGUUGUUAGAACAUCAUUGAGAAUUAAAACAGAAGGAAAUAUUGAUGAUGCUAAUUCACAAUUACGUGCUAUUAUUAAAAAAAUAUGGAAACGUACUAAUUCAAAAUUACUUGAUCAAGUUGUACCACCACCUGGUGUUGAUGAUGAAGUUACAGUUGGUAAAUUUUAUGCAACUUUUCUUAUACAAGAUUAUUUUAGACGUUUUAAAAAACGUAAAGAAUUGGAAUUAAAAGAAGGUGACAAAGAUUGUCACAAUACAGUUACAUUACAAGCUGGAUUGAGAACAUUGCAUGAAGCUGGUCCAGAAUUAAAACGUGCAAUAUCUGGAAAUCUUGAAGAAUUACUUGAUGAUAAUCCUGAGCCAAUGCAUCGACGUAAUCAUUCAUUAUUUGGAAGUGUUUGGUCAAGCAUGAGAAGAGGUCAUCAUCGAGCAAAGUCAUUAAAAGCACUUACUCAAAAUAAUGCUCCAAAAAUAUCACCAACAAAUUCAAUUGAUUUCCUGCCAUAUGCAUCUGUUCAAAAAUCAGCUGGAGUUGAUGGUAAUCAAGUUACUGCUAGAUCUCAUCAAGUUGUACCAAAUGUAACAGGAGUUUCAGGCAGUGCACUAGACCGAACACCCAUUGAAGAAAAUAUACCAAUGAGACCACUUGCAAUGUUUGUCAAUAACUCAACCAUGCAGCCAUCAAAUUUCCAAAAUCCUUACAAAGUUUUAGAUUUGGAGGAUGGGAUCGAGCGACAGUUGACACCACCAACACCACCACCAAGACGUAAUCUACCAUCUGGUGGUACAUCUGUUAAUAUUACACCAGCAACACCAGCACAUGGUGAUUCAAGCAGUGCAACAACAAGUGCAACAACACAAUCACCAACUCCAAGUCCAUCACCAUCUCUUGCUUCAUCAUCAAUUGGUGGAGCUAGAUAUUAUGCAUAUGCAUCACGUGGAUGCUGUAUCGACUUUGUUGGCUGGCGACAACCAAAUGUCGAUGAUAAUUGUGAAGAAACAGAUGUAGAAAAAAAAAGUAAUCCAUCAUCAGAUGAAGGUGAUUGUUCAACAAGUAUUAUAAAUAAAAAAUUGCAUAAAAGCUUUAAAAAAUCAAGUAAACGUUCAAGUAAACGUUCAAAUAUAUCAGAUAAUAUAGAAGAAGAAGGAACAUCACGUUGUUUAUCAUUAAAAGUUAGAAAAAUUGAAGAUGCUAAUUUUGAUGAUGAUGAUAAAACAAUGAAAAAAUGUUUAACAAGAGAACCAAGUAUUGCUAAUGGAUUAAAACUAGCACAAACACAAGCAAUUGCUGUUGCUGGAUUUCUUACUGAUUUUGAUUCAAAACAAUGUCGUGUUUGUGAAUCUUGUUUAUCACAUCGGGCCUCAUUCCACGGCAGAGUUACAUGGACCGGUGAUAGUAAUGGAAUUUAUGGCUCGGAAAGAUUAACUCACAGUUUACCAGGUAGUCCUGCUGAUAGAAAGCCAACUUUUGAAGUUAUUGGAAGUGCCGAGAGUCUAGUUGGUCGAGUUUUAGUUGAACAAGGACUUGGAAAAUAUUGUGAUCCUGAUUUUGUUAGAAACACAUCACGUGAAAUGCAAGAAGCACUUGAUAUGACACGUGAAGAAAUGGAUAGAGCUGCACAUUUAUUACUACAAGAACGUCAACCAUUGACAUUUCAAUUGCAACAAAAUAUUGAUCAACAAUGGAAUCAAGGACCAAGAGAAGUUAUUUAUGAACAAUUACGUGAACAACUACCAUCGUUAGAUAAUUCACAAGGUGUUCAACAACCACGAAAAGUAUUCCGUGAUCAACAACCAUUAUCUUAGCAAAUAAAUAAAAUAAUUAAAAUUCAUAUUAAAUUUGCAACGAAAUGCCAUUUUUUUUUUUUUCAUAUUAUCGUUGUUGUUACAAAGAAAAAUAUUAAUUAUAAAAAUUGUCAUUAUCAUGUUAUAUUUAAAUAUUAAUUUUAAUAUAUUAUAAAUAUUCAAAUUUAUUAAAUAUAAUAUUCAUAAUUUUCAUUAAUUAUUUACUCGAAAAAAUGUGCUAUCAAUACGCACAGAGGAUUCAUGUUUUUUCUAGUAUAUUAUAAUAAUAAUCUUUCUUCUAAAAUUGUAAACUUUCAUGUUAAAAAAUAUCUAUGUAAAAAAAUGAAAAAACCAAAAAAAAAAAAAAAAGAAUUAUUAUUGUCCAAAGUUGAAAAAAAAAGAGAAAAAAAAAAAAAAAAAAAUUACCAAUAGAGAGUGGUAACAAAGUGCCUAAGUAUCUAAUAAAUAUAAUUAUUUCGGACCAGUGAAUAUUCUACUAUCAAUUUAAAAACAAAAAAUUAAUUUACCAUGAUUUUUCUUAAAUUUUAAAUUUGAUUUUAAAACAAUAUACAUUUAUAAAAAAAAAAAACAGGAAUUAUAUAUAAUAAAAUUGUUAAAUAAUGAAAGUUUAAAUUUUGUUUUAAAUGAUAAAAAAAAUUCAUCAUAAUAAAAACUGGUUUUUUUAAAUAAAAAAUUCUUAAUUGUAUUUGUCUAAAUAUUUUUUUUAUACUUGUAAAAACAAAAAGAAAUAAUUAACUGUCGAAAAAAAUAAAAUAGUAACAUAUAAAAAUAAUUAUUUGAAGAUUUAAAUGUACAAGUCUCAUAUACUAUUACAGAAUAUACUGUGAUUGAAAAAUAAAAAUAUAUAUUAAUAAUAAUUGAGGUCCGUGGAGGUUAAUAUUUAAAUGAAUUUUUUGGUACUAUAUUUGUCAAUAUUGUUAAGUUUAUUAUUAUUUUUGUUUUUUAAAAUCAAGUUAUUAUUGCACUUGACGUAAUAAAACAUUCAACAAUAAUUCCUCACAAAUAUCCAUCGAGUUACUGCACCAAAAAAAAUAAUAAUAAACAAUAACAAAAAGAAAAAAAAAAAAAAAA